This is a messenger RNA of Microdochium trichocladiopsis, 2330 nucleotides long. RefSeq lists its product as uncharacterized. Gene Ontology annotation, biological process: protein phosphorylation. Bases 1 to 2274 code for a protein of 757 amino acids. The record is from RefSeq and is a predicted model, not a curated record. The transcript is spliced from 3 exons. Lineage: Eukaryota; Fungi; Ascomycota; Sordariomycetes; Xylariales; Microdochiaceae. Gene Ontology annotation, molecular function: protein kinase activity.
AUGCCAGACCAAGCGCGGUCGCAGAUCAUCAAGAACAAUCCUAUUGGGAACGGCCUUGAUGCCUUCCGCACUUCAUUCGGUCCGAUCUGCGAAGAUGCGAGCGUCCCCUGCAGUCCUGACUCGCUAGAUCGGCUCGGCCAAGAAGAUCUCCAGAAUCUUGUUCUCGACCUGCUCUUCGCUUUACGAAACCUCUCCGCGGUUCGCUUCCUGCGAUCGAAGGCUGGCCAUGGAACCCUUCGUAACGAUCUCCUCAAACUUAACUCGGCUGUCAGCUCUGACGGCUUCGAUCUCGACCGGGUCAAACCUCUCCUAAAAGCAGCCAUCGCCGAUGACCCAGAUGACACCGUUAUCCGGGACCAAGUCUACCGCGCCGUCACCGAAUCCACUCCGCCGCCUCGACCGACAGCAUUUCCCGUCCAACAAACCCCUUGGCUGCACAGCACGAGCAGCUUCGCGAACUCCUCCGAAUACCGCCAAGAUGUGGACAGGCCAAAAGAUGCAAACCAGGACGACGUCUUGAUUUGGUUUGCGGACUUGUGUGAGAAGCUAGCAGCAUUCGCAGAACACCACUCUUCAAGCCCUUCAUGUCGACGAAGGCCACUGGCACAACCCAACAAGCCAAUCCAUGGUUCCACAGGGGACCGCAAAUUGGACGUCGGUUUCGUGAACGAUACCAAAGCCGACAAGGAUUCUCGAUGCCAUUGGCGGCAGAUCCUCGUCCCUGGCGAGCUGAAAAGCAAUCCAUUGGCUGACAAAGCGUCCAAGGCAUGGCUUGAUCUUGGGACGUACGCCAGAGAGGUUCUUGCUGCUCAAGACACCCGUCGGUUCGUUUUAGGCUUCACCAUCUGCGGAUCUCUCAUGAGGAUAUGGGAGUUUGACCGGCUGGGGGGAGUUGCAUCCGAACAGUUCGACAUUAACAAAGAUGGAUUGCAGUUUGUGUCCACGGUUCUUGGCUUUCUCUGGAUGAACGAGGAGGAGCUUGGGUUCGAUCCGACAAUCAUGACGGCAAACAACGAACGAUUUAUCGAGAUCGAGCGGGAAGGCGCGACUGAACGCCUCGUUAUCGACCGGGUGAUGCAACGAGCACGUUGCAUAGCUGGUCGGGCGACGACUUGCUGGAAAGCCCACCGCGAAGGACAUCCACUGUCACCGCUUGUCAUCAAAGAUUCGUGGCAAUAUGCGGAAUGCGAUGAGGAAGGCGAACUGUUACGCGAAGUGACCGGCAAAGGCGUCGUCAAUAUGGCCCGAUACUAUCACCACGAGACUGUCCAAGUUCACGGUACGGAUGACGAUAUUCGAAGCAAUGUUCGAGGAGGACUGGAUGUUACAAGAGCUACGAAUUACCGGCCGGAACGCUCGAUGCCUCCACCGAGUACCACCAUAUCUGGUGCUUCGCGGACAGGCCGCAGCAACAGCAUCGCUGGCAAGAAGCGCUCUUCGAGCCAAACUGGCGCUGUUCUACCCCCCAACAAGCGAUCCUGUUCGACAUCUCCAACGAGGGCUAGCAGCAACGCCACGUCAAACCGGGUGCAUCGACGUGUUAUUCUUCGAGACUACGGGGAACCCAUCUAUAACGCGAGCUCCCGAUCGGCUCUCCUUGCCGCACUAGAGGGAUGCAUUGAAGGACACGAAUCCCUGCGCAAAGCCGGCUUCCUUCACAGAGACAUCUCCAUCAAUAAUCUCAUGAUCAACGAGGACGACGACAACAUCUCAUGGCGUUCAUUCUUGAUCGACCUAGACCUCGCCGUGAGAGAACAACGUCAAAGCGCCUCCGGAGCGAAGGGCAAGACCGGCACGAGAGCAUUCAUGGCAAUAGGGACCCUUUUAGGCGAGCAGCAUUCCUUCAUGCACGAUCUUGAGUCGUUCUUUUGGGUCCUCUUCUGGAUAUGCAUCCACUAUAAUCCAGAUGCGAACAAUCCCCGGAGCAGAAGCAAGGAUUUGGCGGCCGACCCCGACGAGAACCCCAUUUCGUCUCCCCUUAGCAGGGUUGUUCCUGAGUUUGACCAGUGGAAUUAUAUCAGCAUGGAAGUAUUGGCAAAUGAGAAGAAGGGACGCGUGUCCCAUGAGGGCGACUUCAUCAGGUUCGCAGAAGAGAAUUUCACGCCAUACUACCAACCGUUAAUACCUUGGGUCAACAGGUUACGGAAAGUGGUAUUUCCUAGUGGUGGGAGGUGGGAAAAAGAGGACGCAGGAUUGUAUGUUAGGAUGAAGGAGAUCCUUGGAGCAGCCCAGAAGGACCCCAAAGUGUUGGCGGCAGACGGCCUCGCGAGUUAGAGAAAGCUUUAAACUUCCGCCCCCAGAUCCCUUUCUCCUGCAUCUUACCUCGCGAC